AUGGAUAAAUCAAUGUUCAGUGCAGAAAGUGUGUCGCAUAACGAAGAACUGGAGAAAUUUUAUGAGCUAAUAAUUGAUGCAUCGCAAAAGGUACAAGAAAUGAAUCUAAGAGAUGGAGGCAGUUAUGAAGAUAAUAAUGCAACAGAGGAUAAUAAUGCUCCAUACAUGCUGCCAGUAGUGCUUUAUAAAGAACCACUGAGGAAAAACCCAAAACAUGUACUUCAUGUUAUGCAGCGUUUGCAUUUUAUGACUACAACUGAAAUGCAGAAGGAAUUAAAGAAAGCACAUAUCGAUUCUCGCGGAAAACGAAAUCAGCUCUACAGUAGGUUGAAGAAGUGCUUCCGAAAAGAUUUCACAAUUAUUAAAAACGCAGAUCCCUUACGAAGCAAAACCAAUAUAUUUUAUGACUAUUUUGUGGUAAUAGAUUUCGAAUGUACGUGUGAAGCUGAUCUCUAUGAUUAUAACCAUGAAAUUAUUGAAUUUCCAGCUGUUCUUGUUGAUGUACGGAAAAAAGAAAUUGUCGAUGUUUUCCAUUCAUAUGUACGACCACUAGCGAAUCCGCAACUUAGUGAAUUUUGUUCAGCCUUUACGGGUAUUACUCAAGAAAUGAUUGACAAAGCUUUACCAUUCAUUGAUGUUUUGGAUUCUUUUCGAACGUGGAUGCAGUUACAUCGUUUAGGGCAGAACGAUAUGCGCUAUGCUUUCGUAACUGAUGGGCCUUGGGAUAUCGCUAAAUUUUUUCAAAUGCAGUGCAUCCAGAGUAAAUUAAAUACCGUUCCUCACGAUUUCCGCUUUUAUAUCAACAUUCGAAGAUCGUUCGCAAAUAAAUAUUGUAAAAAGUAUUCGAUGCAAAAGAUUAACCUAGGCGGAAUGCUAACAUUUCUCAAUAUGAAAUUUGAAGGUCGCGAACAUUCUGGACUCGAUGAUUCCAAAAAUAUUGCAAGAAUUGUUAUAAAAAUGUUAGAAGAUAGAUCUGAGCUGAGGGUUAACGAGAAACUUGUUCGAAUUAAAGAAAGUGAAAAAGCAAAACUAUUACCAAACAUGAAGAUGAAUAAGGAAGAUCGGGAUCGACAAUCAUGGAGGAAUAAUCUUCCAUAUAUAGUACAACAGAUAAGUCGGGAUUCGUUUAUCAGUGGUGAAUAUUUAGACUGUAACACAUGCGAUGAGAGCGACUGA
Brugia malayi is the source of this 1176-nucleotide messenger RNA. RefSeq lists its product as uncharacterized. The transcript has 10 exons. The record is from RefSeq and is a predicted model, not a curated record. Gene Ontology annotation, cellular component: cytoplasm. Lineage: Eukaryota; Metazoa; Nematoda; Chromadorea; Rhabditida; Onchocercidae. Gene Ontology annotation, molecular function: 3'-5'-RNA exonuclease activity; nucleic acid binding. Gene Ontology annotation, biological process: exonucleolytic trimming to generate mature 3'-end of 5.8S rRNA from tricistronic rRNA transcript (SSU-rRNA, 5.8S rRNA, LSU-rRNA). Bases 1 to 1176 code for a protein of 391 amino acids.